Molecule: messenger RNA, 330 nt
Organism: Echinostoma caproni
Lineage: Eukaryota; Metazoa; Platyhelminthes; Trematoda; Plagiorchiida; Echinostomatidae
Source: the annotation of a GenBank genome assembly
AUGCAACGGUCCAUCGACGCCACAUCGACCAAAUUAACUUCAACGAAAACUCUGAAUUCCACUGAAGACCUUGCCGAAGAAACCCAACAAAACGUGUCCUGUGACACGCCGUCAACAUUUACUGAAGAUCAGACGCAACAGCCUCCUAUUCCGGGAAUGUCUACCGACGAGAAUACCCCACUAGCACUCCGACGACCAAUCAGAAGAGCAAGCCAAUUUGACGAAGCUCUUUUGAGGGAGGACAGUUGUGGUGAUCCAGGCCUACACGAUGGCGCCCACUCUGGAGCGGCGCGUUACAGUUUCCGGGCAUUGGCGAUCAAUCAAAUUUGA